AGGUUAUCGGGAGCGUUUAACCAGGCUCACCUCCUAACUCGCUGUUUGCACUGGAGAGGCAUAUUGACAUGAAAACUAUGGCGGCCAUCAGGAAGAAGCUGGUGAUCGUGGGAGACGGUGCCUGCGGAAAGACGUGUCUGCUGAUCGUGUUCAGCAAGGACCAGUUCCCCGAGGUCUACGUACCGACUGUCUUCGAGAACUACAUUGCUGACAUAGAGGUAGACGGGAAGCAGGUGGAGCUGGCCCUGUGGGACACGGCGGGACAGGAGGACUACGACAGGCUGCGGCCCCUCUCCUACCCGGACACAGAUGUUAUCCUCAUGUGCUUUUCUAUCGACAGCCCGGAUAGCCUCGAGAACAUCCCCGAGAAGUGGACGCCGGAGGUGAAGCAUUUCUGCCCCAACGUGCCCAUCAUCCUGGUGGGGAACAAGAAGGACCUGCGGAACGAUGAGCACACGCGGCGGGAGCUGGCAAAGAUGAAGCAGGAGCCGGUGAAGCCAGAGGAGGGGAGGGACAUGGCCAACAGGAUCAACGCCUUCGGCUACCUCGAGUGCUCGGCCAAGACGAAGGAGGGCGUGCGGGAGGUCUUCGAGAUGGCCACCCGCGCGGGGCUGCAGGUCCGCAAGAACAAGAAGCGCAGAGGCUGCCCGCUGCUGUGAGCAGCCCGGUGGGCCAGGAGGCUGCUGCCUGUGCCAGCCCCCGGCUGCCCGGCGAGGGAGCGCUGGCUGAAGCGGGACCUCAUGGUGCCGGUACCCUCCCCGAGCCCUCCGCACAAGAGCUGCCACCCAAGCCCCGGGGUUGUCCCUGUGUGACCCCGGGGCCGUGAGGGGCCAGUGCCUUCAGUCCCCACUGCUCGCUAUGGGCCGGGCGUUUGUCUAGCGCUCCGUGUCACCCCCUUUUGUACCAGUCUCCCUGGUUUUGCCUCUCCCAUGGGGAUGCCACGGCGUUCGCUCUCCCUCUCCAGCUCCGGGCAGGUGCCGCAGAAGCAGGAGGUGCCGCACACCAGCGUUUUAUACAGA
Egretta garzetta (little egret) is the source of this 1019-nucleotide messenger RNA. RefSeq names its product ras homolog family member C (gene RHOC). The transcript has 5 exons. Gene Ontology annotation, biological process: small GTPase-mediated signal transduction. NCBI's taxonomy places the organism in Eukaryota, Metazoa, Chordata, Aves, Pelecaniformes, Ardeidae. Gene Ontology annotation, molecular function: GTP binding; GTPase activity. Gene Ontology annotation, cellular component: neuron projection. Bases 69 to 659 code for a protein of 196 amino acids. The record is from RefSeq and is a predicted model, not a curated record.